Molecule: messenger RNA, 2129 nt
Organism: Frankliniella occidentalis (western flower thrips)
Lineage: Eukaryota; Metazoa; Arthropoda; Insecta; Thysanoptera; Thripidae
Exons: 7
Coding region: 259-1968 (569 amino acids)
Source: RefSeq, a predicted model, not a curated record
GCUCUGGGUAGAGGCAGUGAGGGGAAUGAAUCUGACCCGCGCAGUCGUGGCCGGGCUCGGCGGGCCAUAGGGUCGCGAUCGAGCAGGAAAAACAACUUCUCAAUUGGGUGUUCAAAUUUCAUGAAUUGAAUUCGAAUUGGGUUGAAUUGAAUUUGAAUUGGCUCAAAUUGGACUGAAUUGGUUGAAUUGUUUUUGAAUUGGGCAGAGUUGAUUAGGGAUGUACACUUAGCAGGUGAGUUGUUUUCCCCGUUUGUCGCGAUGAGCCCGCUCAUCGGCCUGCUGCUCGUCGCACCCUCGCUGGCCAUGGCCGCCCUCCCUCCGCGGCCCCACGACGGCCUGCAGUUCAAGCCGCUGCCGCGCGUGCUCGCCUCCUCCGCGCAGCUCGUCAUCAUCCGCUUCAACAUCACCAUCCCGGACUUGAAAGCCACAAUGCACCAUCUCACGGCCACCCUGGAGGCAAAGCUGAACAUGAUGACUCCGAACCAGACAGGCGUUGUUCGGGAUGUGAUUGGCGAUUUGGAAAAUAUGUACGAGCGGCUGGACCUUCACUUCAACGACGUGCAAAAGACGGCCAGGCGCAACGCGCACCGGAACAAGCGCAGCAUCAACCCACUCAACUCCUUAUCAGAGCUCUUGGGGUUUUGCUGUGGGUUCAUGACAGCGGAAGACAGACGCGCGCUUGAGGCACGCGAUGACGCCGUGUGGGACCGAUUAACCGAAGAGGUGGACAGGACCCAAAAUGCCUUUUAUGAAUCUCAGGGCAAGUUGGUGAAAGAGCUAAAUGUAUGGAAGGAAUAUGCGGAACGGAUGCAGCACGAGCUCACACAAGACAUAAAUAUACGUUUGGGCUACGCCAGCCAUGUGGACAUGACCGCAGCUCUGGUCAACUCCCUCGCUUUUGAUACGUUGCUAGUAGCAGAACGAAUAAGAAGCAUCGAGGCGGCUUGCGUGGCCGGUCGCAUCCCCAGCACGGUGGUCGACCAAACGGACCUGGCAUAUAUCGUGGCGAGGGUCCACAAAGAAAACCCACGCCAAAGGGUGGCCGUCGAUGAUAUUGACGCGCUCUUCAAGCUCGAGAUGGCCUCCUGCCAGUUCAGUAAACACGAGCUGAAGGUGAUGGCAUGGUUUCCGCUUGAGCCCAAGCAAGAGAGCAGUGCUCGGUUGAAGACGUAUGACGUCAUGCCGAUAGCCUUCCUGUACGAGGAACAGGUGUGCCAGCUGCUGAAGCACCCAGUGGUCGCCGUCGUGGCCGAGAGGAGCGACACCUCGAAGACCGUUGUGCGCCUCCUGGAGGGAGAGCAGCGCACGAGGUGCUUGUCUCGGCCCGUCUGCAAUGUGCCGCGCAUCACGGAGGCCGAGGACAUGGCCUGCAUCAACGGGGUGCUCACCGGGGCCGAGAUACGGGAGCUGAAGAGCGUGUGCAGCUUCACCUGUCAGCCCUAUAGACGUCUUCAGAUAGUCCACAUCGGCCACAACAACUACUCGGUGGUGAACAAGGACCGCGACCUGGUGGUGCGCUGCUCGGAGGUCCAGAACCGCGAUGUGCCGCGUCGGACCGAGGGAGCGCUGCUGCUGGAGGUGCCGUGCAGCUGCACGCUGGAGGACAGGGACAAGGGCGUGGUGCUGAUCGAGCGUCAGCAGCCGUGCGACAAGAAUUACUCUAGCGCCAUCAACGUCAUCCCCAUCGUGCCCAAGCUGUGGAUGGUGGACGACUACGCCAGGCUGACCGUCAACAUGACGGAGGUGCCGACCGAGGAGUUCAAGAGCAGCUUCAUGAACUUCACGCCGCCCUCUUCGGAAUUCUUCCGGUACACCCCUCCACCACCUCCUCCUUCUGAAGGCUUCUGGGAGGCGCUCCAGAAGUGGUUGCCUACUGCGCUGCUCCAGCUGCCCUCCCUCGUGCUGCUCGUGAUCAUGUUCCGCCAGCUGCAGCGCCAGCACCAGCGGCUGCGCAAGUUGGGCGUUUAGAGGGCAGCGUCUCGGGGGCAGGUCGCAUUGCAUCAACUUAAAGGCAAUGUUCACCUCACUCACUUCAAAAUAAGUCUAACACGAUAAAUAUGCCACCAGGUGCUUUCCUAUGAUCAAACAUGUCUGUGAUAUCAAUAAAAAUGAAACAUCAGCUUAAACGA